ACUUUUACUCCAACGGAAGUCGUAUGGGAAGUGACAGUCGGGGAACCAGGAAGCUUUAAAGAUGGAUACCCGAUUCACUAAGGGGAAGUCUGCUAUUCUCGAGCGCUCUCUGACCCGUCCAAAGACGGAGGUCAGUUUGAGCGCUUUCGCCCUGCUGUUUUCCGAGAUGGUGCAGUACUGCCAGAGUCGCGUGUACUCCGUGGCCGAACUGCAGGCGCGUCUGGCGGACAUGGGGCAGAGCGUGGGUGCCAGCAUGCUGGAUGUCUUGGUGCUCCGUGAGAAAAACGGCAAAAGAGAGACAAAAGUACUCAACAUAUUGCUGUUUAUCAAGGUGUCUGUAUGGAAAGCUCUAUUUGGGAAGGAGGCUGACAAACUGGAGCAGGCCAAUGACGAUGACAAGACCUACUACAUCAUUGAGAAGGAGCCACUCAUCAAUGCCUACAUCUCUGUCCCCAAAGAGAACAGUACUUUGAACUGUGCCUCCUUCACAGCUGGCAUUGUGGAGGCCAUCCUGACCCACAGUGGCUUUCCGGCAAAAGUCACUGCCCACUGGCACAAGGGCACCACGCUGAUGAUCAAGUUUGACGAAUCGGUCAUCGCCCGGGACAAAGCCCUGGACAGUAGAUAGAGAAAACUGCGUAAUGCAGCAGGAAUAUGGUUGAUUGGUCCAUGCAUCUGCAUCAUCACUGACUUAUAAGUAUCUCAAGAAAUGGAAUGUUUGUUGUUGUGCAACUUGACCGAGUGUGCGCGUGUGUGACGACUGAAAGAUGAGUUGGAUGGCUUCAAGAAGGACUUCCUAUUUGUUAUGGAUGUGCUUCUCAGCUACUGUUAAAUGCAAUGAGAAUAUAAUUUUGCUAUUGACAGAUACAAACAAAUUUGUCUAUUAUAUUUAGUAGACUGAGGAUCAUGAAAGUUGUGUGAUGUCAUAAUUCAUUGACAUGUCUCCUGACCUGAAAAUGGAGGCUAACACUUUUUCUUGGUAUACUUUUUAGUACCACUAGUGAAAAAUACAGUAUUGGUUUAUAUUACAGUAGAGCCAGUGCUGUGUGUGUGUGUGUGUGUGCUAUAUGUCAGUCAUAAUGCUGAAAAGCUGCUUUUGUUUUAUUUUGAAACCUAUUUCCAUAUUUGUGAUGCAGAACUAUUUAAAUCUUGUCUUAUUCAUCUGUCACUCUGUGUGUCCAGUACUUUCUUAGUUGGCUGGGUGUUAUAUUAAAAGAUAAUAAGUUUGUGAACUCAUGAUUAAACAGAGUUUUGGUUACUGUG
This is a messenger RNA of Engraulis encrasicolus (European anchovy), 1263 nucleotides long. RefSeq names its product trafficking protein particle complex subunit 5 (gene trappc5). Gene Ontology annotation, cellular component: TRAPPI protein complex; TRAPPIII protein complex; TRAPPII protein complex. Lineage: Eukaryota; Metazoa; Chordata; Actinopteri; Clupeiformes; Engraulidae. The transcript has 3 exons. Gene Ontology annotation, biological process: endoplasmic reticulum to Golgi vesicle-mediated transport. The record is from RefSeq and is a predicted model, not a curated record. The coding region runs from base 62 to 628 and encodes 188 amino acids.